Molecule: messenger RNA, 7153 nt
Organism: Nyctereutes procyonoides (raccoon dog)
Lineage: Eukaryota; Metazoa; Chordata; Mammalia; Carnivora; Canidae
Gene: COLEC10
Product: collectin subfamily member 10
Exons: 6
Coding region: 141-974 (277 amino acids)
Source: RefSeq, a predicted model, not a curated record
GCUUCCUACUUGUCUAUGUAGCCCUUUUUGGAAUGUGUGCUCCAGAUACUUUACUUUUCUUCCCUAAAGCAGAAGUUUUAUUUAAAAUAAAGCUACUUAUUUGGUACUUCUGGGCAAUCCUCUUUUGAAGAACCACAGCAAUGAGUGGCUUUGGAGCCCUACUUCGAAGAAACCAGUUCAUCCUUCUGGUGCUCUUUCUUUUGCAAAUUCAGAGUCUAGGUCUGGAUAUGGAUAGUCGUCCUACCACUGAAGUCUGUGCCACACACACAAUUGCACCAGGACCCAAAGGAGAUGAUGGUGAAAAAGGAGAUCCAGGAGAGGAGGGGAAACAUGGAAAAGUGGGACGCAUGGGGCCGAAAGGAAUUAAGGGGGAGCUGGGUGAUGCAGGAGACCAGGGCAACAUUGGCAAGACUGGGCCCAUUGGCAAUAAGGGAGACAAAGGGGAAAAAGGUUUGCCUGGAAUACCAGGAGGAAAAGGCAAAGCAGGCACUGUCUGUGAUUGUGGAAGGUAUCGGAAAGUAGUUGGACAACUGGAUAUUAGUGUUGCUCGCCUCAAGACAUCUAUGAAGUUUGUCAAGAAUGUCAUAGCAGGGAUUAGGGAAACUGAGGAGAAAUUCUACUACAUCGUGCAGGAAGAGAAGAACUACAGGGAGUCCCUGACACACUGCCGGAUCCGGGGUGGGAUGCUGGCCAUGCCAAAGGAUGAAGCUGCCAACACACUCAUCGCUGACUAUGUCGCUAAGAGUGGCUUCUUCAGGGUGUUCAUUGGGGUGAAUGACCUGGAGAAGGAGGGACAGUAUGUGUUCACGGACAACACUCCACUGCAGAACUACAGCAACUGGAAGGAGGGAGAGCCCAGUGAUCCCUAUGGUCAUGAGGACUGUGUGGAAAUGCUGAGCUCAGGCAGAUGGAAUGACACGGAGUGCCAUCUUACCAUGUACUUUGUUUGUGAGUUUGUCAAGAAGAAAAAGUAACUCUGCUCCUGCCACCCAUUUGUUAUUUCUCUGUGUCUACCAUUGCAGUUAUUUUUAUACAUCUUUUUCUUUCUAAUUACACCAAAUUCAUUCUGAUUCAAGACAAGUAGAAAAUGCUAAACUGAGGUUUGGAAUCCCCAUUGCCAUGGUCUUCUUUGAACAUUUUCAUUUUGAACAUUUUCAUACACGGUAUAUCGUUGAGCCAAUAGCUCACCAAGUUAUAUGGAUCCUGAGAGAGAGUUUGAAUUACUAAUUGUGUAGAAUGUGGUUGUCUAUGUGUCAGAUGAAAUGUUCUCUUGGUAUUUGCUCUGCUGCCUCUCCGUAGACCCCUAAACCACUGUCUAGUUAGCCCAGUGGAUAAUUGGACAGUUGGUUGGUGAAGAUUAGGCUAACUUGCCCUUGCUCAAAGCCAGACAUAUGGGAAGGCCUUCUGUUAGGAAUGUAAAGAUGUUAUCUAACAUCUUUGAAGCCAAGAUCCUCUAUUCUUUGACUAUUCAGUUACCAUUUCUAUAGCCAACUCAAAAGGGCUUCUUGUUUGCCCAGACAUAAAAAUACUUCAAUCCCAAACCUCUCUAUAUGAGAACCUUUUAGCCUGUGACCUGUUCCAGACUGUAUAGAAUCACACAGAGAACUUCCAUGUUUCCGAUUGACAGCCUUCACUGAGGUCUACCAAGUAGUUACCUCGGUCUCUUUCUAUAGGACCACAGCUUAAUUCCUGAGCUCCAAGUUUUAAUUUUGAUUUGAGGAAAGGUGAACUUCAGGCAUUGAAAAGAGAGAGAAAGAGAGAGAGAGAGGAUUUUUUCCAAAAAUAUAAUUCUCCUAUUAAAUUUCCCCUUGCUACUAAUAUGACUACAUUUUUCCUUAUCUUAUAUUUGGCCAUAUCAACUUUUCUCCCCUUAUGCAUGGAGAAUGAAGGAAGAAGUUUGUGAAGACUUCAGAAAACUCUAGAAGCCUCAGGUGCUACCAAUGUUAAGUUGAUAAGUCUUCUCCUCUUUGCCUCUAAUAUAUCACUUAUGGUGACAUUUCAUGAGAGGCCUUUUACUUUCCAUAACUAUAUGCUGUAAAAACCUCACCAGAGAUGCCCUUUGUAGUAUUCUGAAAUCAUAGGAAUGUGGCAGGUGGAGAGUUUGGAACAUGCCUAGGACUCACAUUUAUUGAGCUGGAAAAACUCUACUUUGAACUGCCAAUCAAAACUCAAAGCAGCUUUCCUUUCAAAUUUGAAAAUAAUAUAGCUCAACAAAACUCUAGAUUUUCCCCCUUAUAAACUGUUUCUCCAGUUAUAGUUUGUGACAUAUGAUUAGACUGUUUAAAAUGCUGGCAAAAUGGUUAAUGAAAUAAGAGAAACAGAUCAACAACAUAUGUUCACCUUAAACCAUCUGUCCAUGAUUUCACCCAUGACUAACUGGUUAUGAGAUAAGAUUUAAUUAGGUUAUUUCUGUCGGUUUAUCGAGAGUCACAAACUCAGGUCCUAUAGGGGCCAUACAAAAUGACAUAAAUAAAUCAAGGGAAAUGGGUGGGGAUCCUAGUACUGAACAUAGCUUAUUCUUCUAAAGAAACCAGCUCUGCUGCUCCCCUGCCUCUGUCACCACCAUGCUUGCUAUGGAGAAUGCAAUAUCACCAUAUGUUCUGAUAUUUCAAGAUAGUCAGACGGAACUUUAUGAUAUAUAUUCAUUUAAAAAUAUUGGCAACUAGUCAAUUUUUAGACCAAGUUUUAAGUCACACAAAACAGUCUGCUAGCCAAAAAAAGGUGAACUUUUCAUUUCCCACCUCUGGGGAAAAGUUCUGAAGGUUCUAUCCAUGAAGAAGGUCAUUAGGAUACACUGACAUCAAAGUCAAGGUCUCCCAUUUACACUUCAAUCCAUUCAGCUCAAUUACAGGAAUUUGUUCAAUGUUUGCCAUUCAUCAGGUUAAUAAACUACGUAUUUAGGCUUUUGAGAAUGUGGCAUAUGAUAUUUUGAAGGCAAGGCAGUUUAAUAAAAAUUACAAAGCAAGACACUAUAUCAAAGCCAAUAAUCUUGAGUGGAAUGCCAGCCAGUCAAGGGCAUGACAAACAAGAACUGAAGAAUGGCUGGAGGAAAAGAAAGAGAUAAGAGGAAAGCAGAGGGAAUACACAGCAAACAUUGCUUAGAGGCAAGUGGCAGUGGGAUCCAUAUUCUGAUCUAUCCUAGGUGGCCAAAGUAUUAAUAUUUAUUGUGUGUACUCUAAGUACUAUUAUUAUUAUCCUCAUUUUAUUAAAACAUUUUUUUCAAUGACUCAUCUUUGCUGCCAAUGCUUCCAAGAGAUGACAGAGUGUCUAAGGCACCACCCACUUAAUUAGAUUUAAUAUAAAACUUACUUAAAUUUUGUCAAGUUCUUUGUGCUUUACAAAAUAAACACCCUCACACAUUAUGUCUUAUUUGAUCCUGAUAAACUGUGCUGUAGAAAGGGAAGACAUUUUUACUGCCAUUUUCCUAAUGAGAAUACUAGGCCUGAGGAAGCUAAGCAAUUUAUCAAAGUCGACUCAUUUGGGAGAAAAGCAGGACUCCAGCCAGUGUUCUUUCCAGCCUGUUUACUGUUCAUUUUAAAUGGCAGCUCAUCCAUGAUUCUCUCAUAGCAGGAACUCAACUAAUCUCUCUUGAUUAGUUUCCAAAGCUAAACAUUAGAGUAAAGAAACAGAGAUGCUGGGGACUCAGAAACUUACCUUACAAAUUUGGUGUUCACCAGUUUAUUUUUCAAUUCAUAAAUUGUCCAUAUAUGGCAUUAGUGUUGGGGAGGUGACUUAGUACAGCCUCACUAUAGUUCUGUAGAUAGCUCCGAUAAAGGGAAAGCAAAUCAGAUGUAUGAAAAUCAAGAUUUGCUCAAAAUAAAAAUGAAAUAAUUUAUUUGCCCCAUAAAAUUAAUGAGAAUUCCCUUAAAUAAUAAGCAUUUAAAAUCAAUUUUAUUCUCAAAGCGUUAAGUUAAUACUCAACUUUUCAGGGAUACAUCUGUGUACAUCACAAGGACUACAUAAAAGUUCCAAGAGAAGAAAAUUAAAAAAAAAAUACAUUUACAACCUCAUAGUACUGUCUUUUCAAAGCAACACAUUCCACAGCAACUAGGUAAGAAGAAAUAUCUUAUGUCCAGAGUUAUUUUCCAAACACUGUGGAAAGGUGUAUAUCCAAUGUUGAGACAAAUAUAAUAGACAUUGAUUAUAUUUUGGACAAGUUACCCUUAAAAACUGCUGGCACUAAAAUAUAUAUACAUAUAUAUUGUUCUGCUUAGAUCUAUGUUAACCAUAUAUGGGCUGAUUUGUUAUUAACCAACUAAUUUUCACUUUUCUGGAUUGCAUAAUUUGAGACAAUAAGAUAUUUAUUGAAGAGGAAAGAUUAAUUAAAUUGCAGCACCCAGUGCAUCAUUAAUAGAUUAAAGCCGAACAUCUGUAGGUUUCUCUUUAAUAAGAAAAUCAUGACAGGAUUCCAUGUAGUACUCUGAAUCUUUAAGUGUAUCACUUUAAAAGUAAAAAAAAUCUAGAUCUGGUGCAUGAUGUCAUAAAUUCCAAUGCCAACUGUGCCACCUAUUAGCCCUAUUAGGGGAAAAUUUCUAUGCUUUAAACCUUGUUUUCUUAAUCGGUAUAGUUCCUCCUCACAGAGUACUGUGACAAUUAAAGAGGUAAUGUGCAAUGAGGUAAGAAACAGGGUACCAGCCAGACACCUUACAUGAGUGCAAUAAAACUUAACGAUUACUACCAACUACAUGUUGAAAAGAAACAAGUCCGGUUUUAAGAUACAGGUUUCACCCUACUACACGAAAGUAGAGCUUUCCUGUGAACCUUUUGUAAACUGAAAUGGUGAGAAUUGAAGAAACAAUUGCUAUUAACUUAUAUGUAAUAUUUCUGAGUGUUCCCAACCUCUUCCCUCCCCCCUCUCCUAAGGCGCCUCACUUAGGCUUUUCUAAUACCUUAGGACACAUCUUGAUAACGAUGCACAAAAUAAAGUAAAACACAGGUGCUCACAGUCAGGUCAGAGCUCUGGUAGUUGAUGCUGGGAUGCUGAGUGUAGGUCCCGGGGAAGGAGGUUGGCUGGGUGACUGUCACUGUUUGGAGCGUAGCUGCCUCUAUCACGGCAGCUGCCAAACCGGCACUGUGUUCACUUUUCAGCCUUUUUCCCAUAAAAGUGGAAAUUCUCUUCGGAUGUCUUUCAGUUACUGAAAGCAGGUACCAAUACAGGUCUUCAUAAAAGCAAAGCACUGAAAUGCGAAUUUCCUGAAGUUGGAGGGUUAUCUAUAUACAUUCUAUAUACAAAGAAUCACUUUAGUGAGAAACUAUAUGUAAACCGCAUAUACACUAUAUGUAUGUAUAUAUGAAUAUGCUGUAUAGGUGUCUCUGUGAGUGUAUACACAAACAGGUCACUUUUCUUAUCUUCAUUCCUAGAUAAAAUUUUCAUCUUUAGGGCAGUGAAUAUAUCUGCCAAAAGUUGCACUCCUGGUUAGAAUUAGCAUUGAGACUGAUUCUAAACCCAUUUCUACUUUUGAUUGAUUCUAAAACCAUUCCCACUUUUUCUAAGAUGCAGUUCAUCUGAACUCAUAUUUAUCACAUAAAAAGUAACUACUUUUUUAAACUUAAAAAUGAAAUCAUCAACUUGCACCAUGUUGAGGUUGUAAGACCUUCAUAAUCUAGCCGGUAAAAUUUGAGGGGGGAAAAAGAAAAAUGAAGGUGAAAGGAAAGGAACCAUUUGUCACAGAUAUUGUAUACGUGAAUAUUUUUAUGAAUAUAGGAAUUUCUUUCACUGCACUCCCAACAGGUAGUCAAGCAAUCCAUAUAUGAAUGUUUUUGGUAAUUUGCUAGCCCUGUUAGAGAAAUCUUCCUGAUGGUGAACUAAAAUAUGCUUCCUUCUAGUUUCCACCCAUUGCCCUUGUUCUGCUCUUUGCUAUUUAUAACUUGGGGAGUUCUGGCCCAGAGAUAAGCUGGAGUAGGCUCUUAAUGAAAGUAUGAAUUGGGGCAGGGACAACUGUCCUCGCUAUGGCACUUACUAUUAGGAUAGAUAUCUAGUUUUAUAAGUUUCUCUAAACCUAGGUGAUCUGUCCCACACCCAAUGAAUUCAAAUUUUGUUGGUGAGGCAUGAGAGGCACAGAUGUAGAAUAUAAAUGGUAUUCAAAGUCACUUGGGGCAUCUCAGUCAUAAAAAAAAAAUCUACUUAUUAGGAAGUUACAUGGUGGGCAGGGUUUAACCCCCAGAGAAGAGGCUAUUAAAAGGUAGAUGGUUUGGUAAGGUCUCAUUGAGAGAGUUCAGGGCAGGUGUCCAGUGCCAGUGGGAGAAUGAAGUCAAAAUCAGAGUCCAUAUUCAUAAAGCCUAUAUGAUGUGCAAUGGCUUGGGUGGAUAGUAGAGUUCAUUAAUUCAUCAAAUAUAUUUGUGGAGUAUUGAAUAUGCAUUGAAUAUGUGUUAAGUGGCACCAUGAUAAGGGCUGGAGAUACAAUGGAAAAGAAGACAAAUCAGGUUUCUAGACUCAUGGGGAGAACUCUCAUCAGUUUCAUUGAAUAUCAAGCCUACCACACUGAGGCCCAAGAUUUAUCCCAUUAUUAGGGAUGGAAUAUAUAAACCUGUUCUAUUUUUAUAUGUGCUUCCUCUUCAACAUAACAACUCUUCAAAGAUAUAUUAAAAUAAGUUGGAUGAGGAAAUUUUUUUUGUAACAGUAUUUCAUUACCCUUUCUCAAAGAGCAACAUAGACAUAUCUAUGAAUACAUUUACACAUUGACUCAUUUUGAUGUGAACAAAAAGUUCUUAUAUCAGUGUGUAUACUCACCCACACCAUUUCCUCACAAAGAUAGAAUGUAUCUUCGUGGUUGUGCAUAAAUGAGCAUUGACACCUGGCAAUUGACUUAUUUUUUCCUGGUGACCUACACCUGACAUUCAGUGAAACCCAGAUUUGCCAUAGACCGUUAUUUUCAUAAUAAAAUAAGAACAGAUAGGAGGAAGGAAGGCACAGUGAGUUAGAAACUUUACCAUUUCUUAAAAUGUGAGUAUAGCAACCCCAGAUCAAUCACCAUGUUGGCCUCUGCAUUUGGGAAAUAAUGGAGAUUAAUGUGUGUCCAUACAAUUUUAAAGCAAUAUAACCCUUUGGCAUAUUGCAUUUUUCACUUUAAAACCCUUAAGCAGACUAAUUUAUCAAUAGUUAACUUACUCUUUGUGUAAACUUGGUUGGUGGGCCUCUGGGAGAAGGAAUGAA